UUUUUUUUAUUACGUGAGUUGACGUAGAUAACAGUGAGGACAGCAGAGAGUGAAAAAGAGAGAAAGAGAGGGGAUGCUGAGUGGGCAGGAUAACAGACGGCGAGCAUCCAAUCAGCUGCAGCAAAGUCAGCGUCCUUUUGUCCAAUAGAGUAUGACGAGUCUGCUCCAGUGUGAGCUAACAGUGCUGCUGCUGUCUUAUUAAUGAAUGGAGCAUCUCACAGGCAGCGAAACGGUUCUUGAGCUCUCUCUCCCUCAACGGAAAAGGCAGCACAAACAGAAUAGCACUAGUGCUUCGCACCUCGACAGAAAACAAAUGCAGCAGCCGUGCGCAAACAUGAAGAAGCACCAACACGAGGAUGAAAACUCUGACAGUGAUGCAGAGCAGGAAUCUUCUGUUCCUUUUACGGCGAAUGUCCGUCCUUCUGCUUCCUCUUCCAACGUCCUCCUUCCCUCCUCUUCUCAGCGGAGAUCCAUCUCCAUGGGAGACUUUCGUAGAGUCCCUGCUGGAAAGGUGGGCUCCGAGCCACCCUCUGCAUCCGCCACAGCACCCUCAUCCAAGCUGGUCACCCCCAGCUCAAGUAUGGAGUUUGAAGCAGCUCGUCGACGCCUCCUGGAGGUGGAAGAGCGCCAGCGUGUCAUCAGGGAGAUGGAGAGACGACUGGAGGAGCUAAGGGAGGUGUUUGUGCGCUCCGAACAGGAGGUGGUGGAACAUGGGGAGCUGGUGGGCCGCAUCACCUCUGCCGCCCAGCAGGGUGAACUAUAUGUGGCAGAAAACGGACAGCGGCUGAAAAAGGGAUUGCGGUUCAAACGGCACAGGCCCACCAUUGUCUUCUCCUCCAUGCUGGGGCUGAGAACGUGCCUCCCUUGGCCUGUUAAACUCAAAUAGCCAAACAUCCACUGCAAGACGGUCUUUCACCGCUGUCACACGUCACAGCAUCAUCCAAGAUUGUCCGAGGCUCAUUGUUCUACUCGCUUUUAGUCAGGAAAUGCUGAAACCUUUGCUUUGAUUGUAUAUAUUGUUACCUGAGAUCUUAGACGGUGCUUCAUUUGAGCCCAUUGAAAUGGCGCAGGCCUCAUAUUUGCUGCUUGAACACAAGACACUGGGCAUUUUCUGUAAUGCGUGUAAACUUUGCUGAUGUUUAGAGCUCUGUGCAUGUGUUACACUUCAUGUACCUGGGGUUGCUUUGUGUGUGUGAAAGGUGUGAAUGUCAGGAGCUAAUCUUCCAGAAGUAGUCACUCAGGUUUCCUGUGAUCGGUCCAAAACAAAAGGCUUUCUUCUGCAGAAACAGAUUUAGGCCUUUCACACCAAGAACAUUGACUAUAACAAUAACUAUACAACAGCCUCGCCAUCAAUAGAGGAUUCUGGUUGUUAGAAGCAUGCGAUGCAGUUAUGUAGUCUGCCACUCUGAAUGCUCAACUCUUUAAUGUCAGGUGGAUUCUUAUUGAGAUUUUAUCAUCCAUCAGCUGGGAAAAUUGGUUCUGAAAGUGAUUCCAACAAUUCUCGAGUUGUUGUGUGGACUAUAGUUAUAGUUCUCACUACAGUUAACAUCUAUGGUGUGAACGGCAGAUGAAUGGUCACGACUGUGACUGUAUGAUUUGCAUACAUAUACUGGGGGCUUGCGAGGAGGUGCGCACAUGCGCUUUGGUCCUCUUGAGUACAUCUAGGGCACCCACUGAGCAUGUGUGGACGGAGAAGAAAAGUGGUGAUUUAUCUCUCUCCAUCAACGUUCCAUCUGGGGCCUCUCUCAUCCCCCAGUCGCUUAGCAACCUGGACCUGACUUUCAUUUCCUUCAGAAUGUAUUUAACAGAUCAAAAACUACAGCCCAUGAAUGACCGGCAGAGGACGUUUUGAGGUUCUUCCUGUGUGAAAUCAUUCACUGCAGACUGCUGGUUAGUUUGGAGUGUACACGACUGAAAUUGCCUCAAAAAAUGUGGUUGAAAUACAACAAGAUUCAACCUUCAAAAACCUUUGUCUCCUGUCUAACACUGAAAUUAUGUAUUUUUAUUUCCUCUUUAUGCUGAAAUAAUCACUGAAUUUUUACUACAUUAUUUGUGUGGUUUGCUGAACAAAAAAUACAGUGGGAAAUAAAUCAAUUUCACAUG
Messenger RNA from Carassius gibelio (silver crucian carp), 2103 nucleotides. RefSeq lists its product as uncharacterized. Gene Ontology annotation, molecular function: DNA binding. Bases 206 to 886 code for a protein of 226 amino acids. The transcript has 2 exons. Gene Ontology annotation, biological process: regulation of cell population proliferation. The record is from RefSeq and is a predicted model, not a curated record. Lineage: Eukaryota; Metazoa; Chordata; Actinopteri; Cypriniformes; Cyprinidae. Gene Ontology annotation, cellular component: nucleus.